GAACGAAAGUACAAACGAAUAGGCAUAGAAUAUAAAAUCCGAUGACUUGCGUAUAUAAGUCAUACAUGUUUAUACGCUAGUUUAGUGUAGUUCUAUAUACAGCACUGGACAGUUGUAUCACAGAAAAAUUCAUUUACGUAAUUACUCAACUUACAAAACAAAGAAUUCAAAGAUCAUUAUGAAAAUUUAUGCUGUAUCUGAUGGACCACCAUCACUAGCUGUUAGAAUGGCAUUGAAAAUAUUAAACAUCCCACACGAACAUGUUGCGGUCGACUAUUGCAAGGGCGAACAUAUUACGGAAGACUACGCUAAGAUGAACCCACAAAAGGAAAUACCAGUUCUAGAUGACGACGGUUUUUACUUGAGUGAGAGUAACGCGAUUUUACAAUAUCUCUGCGAUAAGUAUGCUCCAGACAGCUCUCUUUAUCCGAAAGAUCCCAAGCACCGUGCUAUUGUUAACCAUCGCCUUUGUUUCAACUCAGCCUUUCUAUAUCCGCAGAUAUCGGCGUACGUAAUGGCUCCCAUUUUUUUUGAUUAUCAACGAACUUCAAUGGGUUUGAAAAAACUUCUAAUGGCGCUUGAAACUUUUGAAUGCUACAUGUCUCGAGUAAAUACUGCAUUUGUUGCAGGAGAAACUUUAACUAUUGCUGAUUUUCCGCUUAUAACAUCUGUCAUGUGUUUGGAAGCCAUUGAAUUUGAUAUCGACAAGUAUCCAUUGGUUAAGUCGUGGUACUCUAAUUUCAAAAGACAAUUUCCUGACUUAUGGUCAAUAUCAGAAACUGGUAUGAAGGAAAUCGUUGAAUUUGAAAAAAAUCCACCAGAUCUUUCCGGAAUGGUUCACCCCAUCCAUCCCAUUAAGAAAGUAAACAAAUAAAUCAUAUGCGCUUAAAUACACAGAUUAGCAUUCAUCAUCUUGA
This is a messenger RNA of Malaya genurostris, 917 nucleotides long. It is a transcript of the gene gfzf, whose product is annotated as glutathione S-transferase 1-1. Gene Ontology annotation, biological process: glutathione metabolic process. Lineage: Eukaryota; Metazoa; Arthropoda; Insecta; Diptera; Culicidae. Gene Ontology annotation, molecular function: glutathione transferase activity. Bases 179 to 874 code for a protein of 231 amino acids. The transcript is spliced from 3 exons. The record is from RefSeq and is a predicted model, not a curated record.